AAUGGCAGGAGGAACUUCACCAUGUGCAUCCUGCAAACUGCUUAGACGGCGCUGCGCAAAGGACUGCGUAUUCGCCCCUUACUUUCCGCCCGAUGACCCUCAUAAGUUCGCCAUUGUUCAUAAGGUUUUCGGUGCUAGCAAUAUCAGCAAGAUGCUUCAGGAGCUUCCGGUGCAACAAAGAGGGGAUGCAGUGAGCAGUUUAGUAUACGAAGCGAAUGCAAGGAUGAGAGAUCCGGUGUACGGGUGCGUAGGGGCAAUAUCGUACUUGCAGAAUCAAGUUUCGCAGCUGCAGAUGCAACUUGCGGUGGCUCAAGCCGAGAUACUUUGCAUUCAGAUGCAGCAAAAUCAUGAUGAUAAUCACAUGAUUGUGCCUCUUUUGCCUGCAUCUAAUUAUUGCCCUCAAUUAGAUGAUAUAAUUAUUAGUGACAAAUCACACCUUCUAUUUGCCACUAAUUACAAC
Molecule: messenger RNA, 460 nt
Organism: Erythranthe guttata (spotted monkey flower)
Lineage: Eukaryota; Viridiplantae; Streptophyta; Magnoliopsida; Lamiales; Phrymaceae
Gene: ASL5
Product: Lateral organ boundaries (LOB) domain family protein
Source: RefSeq, a predicted model, not a curated record